Triticum turgidum subsp. durum (durum wheat) is the source of this 2034-nucleotide messenger RNA. The record is from the annotation of a GenBank genome assembly. NCBI's taxonomy places the organism in Eukaryota, Viridiplantae, Streptophyta, Magnoliopsida, Poales, Poaceae.
AUGCCCAGCAUGAAGCUAGCCUCCUUUCUGCUACUCAAGCUACUACUACUCUCCCUUGGCCUUAGCAUGGCACCACCCUUCGUUGCCGGCGAUGAGCACCAGUUCAGUUACUCUGGCUUUUCCAACACUAACCUCACCCUCGACGGUGCGGCCUCGAUCACACCCAAUGGGUUGCUUAUGCUUACCAAUGGCACAUCCCGGAGCAUGGGCCGCGCUUUCUAUCCUGAUCCACUGCGCUUCCGCAAUUUGUCCGAUGGGGCUGUGCAGUCCUUCUCCGCCUCAUUUGUCUUCGCCAUGGUCUCCAUCUACAAGGACUUGAGCAGCAAUGGCAUCGCCAUGUUCAUUGCGCCGAGCAAGAAUUUGUCUGCGGCGAUGCGGAUGCAGUACUUGGGUCUUCUCAGCAAUCAGAAUGAUGGCAAUCAAACAAACCACAUCUUCGCGGUCGAGCUAGACACCUUCCAGAACUGGGAGCUCCAAGACAUGAAUGACAACCAUGUUGGUAUUGACGUCAACAGUCUCCGCUCCAUACAAUCCCAUGAUGCCGGUUUCUACCAUGACAAGAAUGGGACCUUCCAGAGUUUGAGUCUCGAUAGCCAAGAGGUGAUGCAGGUGUGGGUGGACUACCAUGGAGAGAAGAUGCAGAUCGAUGCCACCAUGGCUCCUCUCGGCAUGGACAAGCCUACAAGACCGAUAGUAUCAGCCAACUACAACCUCUCAAGCGUGCUCACAGAUGUGGCAUACAUCGGCUUCUCAUCUGCAGAAGGCAAGAUAACGAAGCAUUAUGUGCUUGGUUGGAGUUUUGGCAUGAACAGUCCAGCUCCAGCUAUCAAUCUCAGCAUGCUGCCAAAACUACCCCCUGGUCCUCGUACCAAGGGUGGUCGACGUCGUCUCCAGGUAUUGGAGAUCAUUCUGCCACUAGCAACGGCGGCACUCAUCCUGUCUGUGGCUGUCGUUGUUUCCCUACUUGUGCGAAGGCAUUUGAGGUAUGCAGAAGUACGUGACGACUGGGAGGUCGAAUACGGCCCGCACCGCUUCUCGUACAAGGAUUUGUUCCGUGCAACAGAAGGAUUUGACAACAAAAACCUCCUAGGGACCGGAGGAUUUGGAAGAGUAUACAGAGGAGAGCUGUCAAGGUCCAAACUAAUGAUAGCUGUGAAGAGGGUGUCGCACCACUCCAGGCAAGGCAUGAAGGAAUUCAUUGCAGAAAUUGUCAGCAUUGGCCGCCUUCAGAAUCCAAAUCUCGUACACUUACUUGGCUAUUGUAGGCGUCGUGGUGAGCUCCUGUUAGUGUAUGAGUACAUGCCCAAAGGAAGCCUCGAUAAGUACUUGUAUGGUGAAGUGGACAACUCCACAUUAAGUUGGGACCAAAGGAUUUGGAUCAUCAGGGGCAUUGCAUCUGCACUGAUUUAUCUCCACGAGGAGUGGGAGAAAGUGGUCGUUCACCGAGACAUCAAGGCAAGCAAUGUGCUACUCGAUGAUGAGUUGAAUGCACGGUUGGGUGAUUUCGGUCUCGCAAGGUUGUAUGAUCAUGGCGUUGAGCAAGAAACUACUCGUGUUGUUGGCACCAUUGGAUACAUUGCUCCGGAGCUAGCACGCACGGGCAAGGGUACUCCCCUUACCGACGUAUUUGCCUUUGGUGUAUUUAUUCUGGAGCUCACUUGUGGACAAAGACCUAUCAUGCAGAGCACACAAGAUGAGCAGGUCAUGUUGGUUGAUUGGGCGCUUGAGCAUGUACAACAAGGGUCACUAGAUGAUGCAAUAGAUAUAAGGCUUAAAGGGCAGUACAAUGUCAGUGAGGCACAUCUGGCACUGAAGCUAGGACUACUGUGCUCACACCCAUUUGCAUGUGCAAGGCCUAGCAUGCGGCAAGUGAUCCAAUACCUAGAUGGGCAUAUUGAACCACCAGAGCUACCAGCACACCAGAGCUUCCAAGCACUAGCCUUGAUGCAAAAUGAAGGGUUCGAUUCAUACAUCAUGUCAUAUCGUUCAUCAACGAGCGUUGGCACAAUAUCGAGCAUUUCAGGAGGAAGAUAA